AUGUCUGCCGAGGUUUCCACCACCCCCGCCGCUGACAAUGUCAACGGCACCCCCGAGGCUACCAACGCCGCUGCCACCAGCGCUCCUGAGGUCACGGCUGUUGAGAGCUCUUCUCCUACUUCUCCCAACAACAACAACCAGCCUCACUCCGCUUCCCUCUAUGUCGGUGAACUUGACCCCUCCGUUACUGAGGCUAUGCUCUACGAGCUCUUCUCUUCCAUCGGCCAGGUCGCUUCCAUCCGUGUCUGCCGUGACGCCGUUACCAGACGCUCUCUGGGAUAUGCCUACGUCAACUACAAUAACACCGCCGACGGCGAGCGCGCCCUCGAGGAUCUGAACUACACCCUGAUCAAGGGCAAGCCCUGCCGUAUCAUGUGGUCUCAGCGUGACCCCGCUCUGCGCAAGACUGGCCAGGGCAAUGUCUUCAUCAAGAACCUGGACAGUGCGAUUGACAACAAGGCUCUUCACGAUACCUUUGCCGCCUUCGGUAACAUUCUCAGCUGCAAGGUUGCUCAGGAUGAGUUCGGCAACUCCAAGGGAUACGGCUUCGUCCACUACGAGACCGCCGAGGCCGCUAACAACGCCAUCAAGCACGUCAACGGCAUGCUGCUGAACGACAAGAAGGUCUUCGUUGGCCACCACAUCUCCAAGAAGGACCGCCAGAGCAAGUUCGACGAGAUGAAGGCCAACUUCACCAACAUCUACAUCAAGAACAUCGAUCCCGAUGUCACCGAAGAGGAGUUCCGCAAGAUUUUCGAGCAGUUCGGUGAGAUCACCUCCGCCACCCUGAGCCGUGACCCGGAGGGCAAGAGCCGUGGUUUCGGUUUCGUCAACUACUCCACCCACGAGAGUGCGCAGGCCGCCGUCGACGAGAUGCACGACAAGGAAGUCAAGACCCAGAAGCUCUACGUUGGCCGUGCCCAGAAGAAGCACGAGCGUGAGGAGGAGCUGCGCAAGCAGUACGAGGCUGCUCGUCUGGAAAAGGCCUCCAAGUACCAGGGUGUCAACCUCUACGUGAAGAACCUCACCGAUGACGUCGAUGACGAGAAGCUCCGUGAGCUCUUCGGCCCCUACGGUACCAUCACCUCCGCCAAGGUCAUGCGUGACUCCACCCCCGCUGAGCGUACCGAGACCCCCGACUCCGAGAAGGAGAAGGAGGUCAACAAGGAGAACGAGAAGAAGGAGGACGAGGAGAAGGCCGCCGAGGAGAAGCCCAAGGAGUCCGAUGAGGAGAAGAAGGAUGAGACCAAGAAGUCCGACAAGAAGCUCCUCGGAAAGAGCAAGGGCUUCGGUUUCGUCUGCUUCAGCAGCCCUGACGAAGCCUCCAAGGCCGUCACUGAGAUGAACCAGAGAAUGGUCAACGGCAAGCCUCUUUACGUUGCCUUGGCCCAGCGCAAGGAUGUCCGCAGAAGCCAGCUUGAGGCCAGCAUUCAGGCCCGCAACACCAUCCGCCAGCAGCAGGCCGCUGCUGCCGCUGGUAUGCCCCAACCAUACAUGCAGCCCGCUGUCUUCUAUGGUCCUGGCCAGCAGGGCUUCAUUCCUGCCGGCCAGCGUGGCGGCAUGCCCUUCGCUCCUCAGCCCGGUAUGGUGAUGGGUAUCCCUGGUGGACGCCCUGGCCAGUACCCCGGUCCCUUCCCCGGUCAGCAGGGUGGACGUGGCAUGGGUCCCAACCAGCAGAUGCCUCCUAACUUCCAGGGUAUCCCCAUGGGUGCUAUGCAGGGUCCUGGUGGCAUCCCCAACGGCAUGGGUUACCCCCAGGCCAUGGGUCAGGUGCAGUUCGGUCGCGGUGGUGGCCGCGGUCAGGUCCCCGGUAUGCCUAUGGGUCAGGGUAUGCGUGGUCCUGGCUACCAGGGCCGUGGCGGUCCUCAGGGUGGCCCUCGUCCUCAGGGUGGUCGUGGCCAGAACGCCGCUGCUCAGCCCGCCGCCGGUCGUGAGGAAGCCCCCGCUGGUGCCCUCACUGCCCAGGCUCUCAACGCCGCCGCCCCGCCCCAGCAGAAGCAGAUGCUGGGUGAGGCUCUUUACCCUAAGAUUCAGGCUCAGCAGCCCGAGCUGGCUGGCAAGAUCACUGGCAUGCUGCUUGAGAUGGACAACACUGAACUGCUUGGCCUUCUUGAGGACGAUGAUGCCCUCCGCGCCAAGGUUGACGAGGCCCUGAGCGUUUAUGAUGAGUACAUGAAGAACAAGGGCGAGGGCGAGGCCCCCGCAGAUGCCGACAAGCCCAAGGAGGCUGCCAAGGAGACCGCUACCGAGGAGAACAAGUCGUAG
This is a messenger RNA of Aspergillus clavatus NRRL 1, 2265 nucleotides long. RefSeq names its product polyadenylate-binding protein (gene pab1). The record is from RefSeq and is a predicted model, not a curated record. The coding region runs from base 1 to 2265 and encodes 754 amino acids. Lineage: Eukaryota; Fungi; Ascomycota; Eurotiomycetes; Eurotiales; Aspergillaceae. Gene Ontology annotation, molecular function: RNA binding. Gene Ontology annotation, cellular component: ribonucleoprotein complex. The transcript has 3 exons.